Rhododendron vialii is the source of this 2453-nucleotide messenger RNA. Its product is annotated as U-box domain-containing protein 30-like. The transcript has a single exon. Gene Ontology annotation, biological process: protein ubiquitination. Gene Ontology annotation, molecular function: ubiquitin protein ligase activity. Bases 720 to 2069 code for a protein of 449 amino acids. Lineage: Eukaryota; Viridiplantae; Streptophyta; Magnoliopsida; Ericales; Ericaceae. The record is from RefSeq and is a predicted model, not a curated record.
GUUUCAGCUUCACUCCCAAAUCAAGAUCCGUCCACGAGAGAGAUAACUCUCUCUCUCUCUCUCUCUCAUUGUUUUGGGCCUUUUGGCCAUUUCGGUUUUCCCAAUUCUUUGAUGUUCUCAAUUUCCUUUGUUGCUACAAAUUCCUCGAAAGCCCCUAGUAAUUAAUUUAGGGCACAGUCCGUCCUUGAGUCCUGGACUGUGAUUAUUCCUCCUUUUUUCCUCCCAACUUUUAAUCACUCCCUCUUCCUUUUCCCAUUUUUUCUAAUCUGGGUUAGAAUCAUUUCACUCCUUUUCAGCUUCAAGAGGAAGUGAGCUUCGGUAUUCGAGCACAAGAUUACCCCUUCAUGAUGUGCUAGAUCGUGAUGAUGAUGAAAACGUACACCACCAGUCUUUUGACCAGAAAAAGAGACCAGAUAAAAGCAAAAAAGCAGUCCGCGAAGAAAAAUUGCCCCCUUUGGUUGAUUUCCAUUGUCAAUGAGGUCAAGAUACUGAUAGAGAUAGAAAGACUGUAAGCCUAUUUCCUUCCUUUUCCACCCCUCUUUAUUCCUCCACACGCUUCAUUUCCUGCGGAGUAGUUGGUUGUUCGUAGUGGUUUGAAAAGGGUUCCUUAGUGCUUGAUUUCAAAAGGGUUCCUUAGUUGAUUUCUGGAGAUUCCUCAGUUCUUGAUUUCAAAAGGGUUGUUCAGUUUUGGGGUUUUGAUAACCUUUUUCAAUUUAAAAAUGCCGAUGUAUCAACCAUCUAGUCGUAGGAGGGAUGGGGAUUGGAAGAAAGAAGUGGGUGGUGGUGGCCAGGUUUUAGAUCUGGAAACCGCCGUGAAAGAUGGGAUUUUGGGCGGCGGAGGCGGCGCUAUCUCCACCGGAGAGAAGUUGGAUCUGAAAACGAUGAUCGAACGGCUCGAUUCGAUAGAAGUCCCGUCGGUGUUCAUUUGCCCUAUUUCUUUGGAACCAAUGCAAGAUCCGGUGACCCUUUGUACUGGUCAGACCUAUGAGAGGUCUAACAUUCUCAAAUGGUUCAGUUUGGGGCAUUUGACUUGCCCCACUACAAUGCAAGAGCUUUGGGACGAUUCGGUUACGCCGAAUAGUACACUUAGCCAUUUGAUUUAUAGUUGGUUUUCGCAGAAGUAUACGGCGAUGAAGAAGAAGUCAGAGGAUGUGCAGGGGAGAGCUUUGGAGCUUAUUGAGAUGUUGAAGAAAAAAGUGAAGGGUCAAGCUAGGGUUCAAUCACUCAUUGAGCUUAGAAAGAUAGUCAAUGCCCACGAUUCGGUUAAGAAAACUGUGGCAGAGAGUGGUGGGAUUGGGGUGAUUUGUUCUUUGUUGGGUCCUUUUACUUCACAUGCUGUUGGGUCCGAGGCAAUUGGGAUUCUUGUGAAGUUGGAGUUGGGUUCCGAAUGGAAGAAGAAUUUGGUGGAACCCGCGAAGGUUUCGCUGAUGGUGGACAUGUUGAACGAGGGAUCGGUUGAGACGAAGAUCAAUUGCACGAAUAUGAUAGAGAUGUUGAUGGAGGGGAAGGAAUUCGAGUCUGAAGUUGUGUCAAGUUUAAGCCUUUUGGUUGGGUUAUUGAGAUUAGUCAAGGAUAAGAGGUACCCAAACGGGGUAUUAUCUGGAUUCAGAUUGCUCAAGAUGAUUUGUUCAUACGAAGGAGUGAGGAGUUCGGUUGUGAGCAUUGGGGGAAUCCCUCAAAUAGUCGAGCUUCUGCCCAAUUUGAAUUCUGAAUGUUUGGAAUUAGCUCUUUAUGUACUUGAAGCCUUAUCAAGCCUUCCAGAAGGCAAAAUGGCAUUGAAAGAUUGUUCACAUACAAUUCCCAAUGUGGUUAAGUUGUUGAUGAGAGUUUCGGAGAAUUGCACUGAAUUGGCGCUUUCGAUCUUGUGGGGGGUUUGUGAAAUUUCCCCAGAAGAGUGUGCACCCAUUGCCGUUGAUGCAGGGCUAGCAGCUAAGCUCCUUUUGGUUAUUCAGAGCGGUUGCAAUCCGGUGUUGAAGCAGCGGUCAGCUGAGCUAUUGAAGUUGUGCAGUUUGAAUUACACAGCUACCAUUUUCAUUUCCAAGUGUAAACUCACAAGAACAAUACAAUGAAGCUAAGUUUUGGCAUACUUGUUCACAUGAAGAGCUUGUGGGAUCCGGGACACCUGCGAGACGGUUGUUUAGCCCGUGGAAACAUCGGCAGUAUGAGACCGGUUAUCACCGACUCGUGAACUUAGGUGUUCCCAUGCAAAGUCAAAUGGGUUCCUGAGGUACCCUUCAUUUUUCCCUCCUGUGUAUAUUCAAGAAUGCCAAUUGUUAAUCAUUGGCUUCACAUAAUGCAAGUUUAUGGGCUAAUUGUUAUUUCCAGUUGAUUCAAUAAGCCUAUGUUAGUUUUGAGUCUGGAUGAAUCCACAUUUUCCCCGACAAAGAUACUGAUUCGCUACAUGUAACUGUGUUGGUUGAAUCUGUAAAUGAAAUAUGAUCAUUUUUGUGCAA